Rotaria sp. Silwood1 is the source of this 1749-nucleotide messenger RNA. Lineage: Eukaryota; Metazoa; Rotifera; Eurotatoria; Philodinida; Philodinidae. The record is from the annotation of a GenBank genome assembly.
AUGCAAAUGAUGAGACUAUGCACUGCUUCUUCUAUUAUUCUGUGGUUGUUGGUUGUCCAUAAAAGUGAUGAAAUUUCCAGUCCACUUCAACCAUACACAAUCUAUCGAUAUUCAACUGAACUUCAGCAUAAUGUAGCUGAUCUAUGGUGGACAAUAAAUGAAACUCAAGAGGAAAUUACUUUUGAACUACAUAUCAAAACAACAGGAUGGAUUGCUUUGGGCAUCAGUCCAGCUGGUGGAAUGAGAGGUGCAGAUAUUGGACUUGGAUGGGUUGAUGAAGGAGGUGAAGUUCAUUUUCAAGAUCGAUAUGCGAGUGGCACCUCACGACCCACUAUUGAUAAUACAACAACAGAUUGGUUCGCACUUAGUGGCCGCGAACAAAAUGGGUGGACAGCUAUUCAAUUCAAACGUUCUCUUGAUACUUGUGAUGAAAUGGAUGUUUCAAUUAAAUCAGGUACUAAUAAUCUUAUAUUUGCUUAUGGCCUAGAAGAUCCGGAUAUGUCUCGAUCAGAUGGCUUAAUUUUUUAUCAUGAGAAUCGAAGAGGCUCACGUAUAAUUCCUCUUCAAUCUUAUGGUAAUCCACCGUCAGAAGAAAAGUUUUCUGAUCUUGACUAUUUUGAAUUCAAAUUGAAUAAUCAAAUUGUGCCAGCAGUUGAAAGUAGUUAUCAUUGUAAAGUCUUCAAAGCACCAACCAAUUUCUCACAAAGAAGACAUGCAAUUGCACGCAAAACAAUAAUUGAACCAAACAAUCGAGAUCUUGUUCAUCAUUUAGGAUUGUUAGAAUGUAAUCCUACAGCUAUAUUCGAUGACAACAAUUUACCAGAUGGUAUAUGUGAUGAAAUUAUUGCUAGUAUUUUCCAAUGUUUCAAAACUGUCGCUAGUAUAUGGGCUGUUGGUGGUGAUGAAAUAGUGGAAUAUCCAGAAAUUGGUGGAUAUCCAGUAGGUGGUGAUUUUGAGAUCAAAUACUACAUGCUCCAGAUGCAUUAUAAUAAUCCUAAGCUCAUACCUAAUCGUCGUGAUAGUUCAGGUGUUCGCUUCUAUCUUGGGAAACAGCUUCGACAAUAUGAACUUGGUUAUCUUUCAAUUGGCGCAGAUGUAAGUUACUCUGCUAUUGCGAUACCAUCCGGAGUUGAUCGAUUUAUACUCGAUUGUUAUUGUCCAUCCGAAGCUACACAAAAUUUUUCUGAACCAGUUAUAACAAUUCUUGCUGCAUGUCCGCACACCCAUUUACAAGGUCGAAGCGUAUGGACGAAGUUAAUUCAAAAUAAAAAAGUUGUUGAAUAUUUGUUCAAUGCUGAAGCAUAUGAUUUUAAUUAUCAAUUUGAAAAUCUUUUACCAAAACCAAUUCAAUUGUAUCCAGGUGAUGAAUUAGCUACUCGAUGUAUUUAUAGUACAACAGACAAAACUGAUAUAACCUUAGAUGAAAUGUGUCUGCAUUACUUUCUUUAUUAUCCCCGUAUGAAAGAUUUUUCCAGUUGUCUGUCAUCCAUUUCUGAAGAAGCGUGGAAAAAAAUAAUGAAUAUUUCUGAGUCAACAUUUGAUGAUGAACAACUUGGAAAAUGGUUGAAGCGAUUGAAAUGGACACCAGAAUUAGUUGUUGAAUGGCAAAGAUUUUAUAAUAAUGCUUCACGUUCUGUUCAAGCAGGUGACUUUGAAUUGAUAAAUCUAACUAAAAUACCUGAAUAUGAAGAUUUACAACCAUCUACAUGUCAUACUAACAUCCCUAAUUCGGCAAUGAAUCAAAACUAA